AUGAAAGAUAAACCACCACCAUCUAUCUCUGGUAGCACACGAAGCAGCCACGAUGGAUCACAGACAGAUCAGCUUUGUGAGACAACGAUGAAACUCAGUCUUCAAUCAACAACUACAGUAUCAAAACACAAUUUGAUGAAAGCACAAGAACUGAUAACACAAACCAUCCAAGCGGGAUGUCCGAAAAGAUCGCCGAGUGAUUUCACAUUUUUAACUAGUCUUGGCGAGGGUGCUUACAGUCAAGUAUUCCGAUGCAAAGAAAAUGAGACUGAUGCUGCUUUUGCCAUCAAAGUUCUUCAAAAAGAUCAUCUCUUGCGACACGACAAAAUGGACGCUAUCAUUCGUGAAAAAAACAUUCUUCUUUAUUUGACACAAACAUGCGGAGGUCAUCCGUUCAUUACUCAACUCUACACGUUCUUUCACGACUCGGCGCGCAUUUACUUUGUGAUGAACCUUGUGGAAGCUGGAGACUUGAGCGAGUCACUGAGUCACUUCGGCUCAUUCGAUUCUGCAACUACUAAAUUUUUUGCUUCGGAAAUUUUAGUUGGACUCCAAUUUUUGCACGACCACAACAUCAUACAUCGUGACUUAAAGCCUGAAAAUGUCCUCAUUCAGCAGAACGGACACAUCUCCUUAGGCGAUUUUGGCUGCGCUCAAGCCUUCGGAGAACUUGUUUUGUCGCAAACUGGCUUUUCAGAUGAUGAUCAAGCCAGUUCAAAACUUUCGGACUCCCCAUUUUCCACAGCCAAAGAUGAUUAUUACAGAGAACAAGAAGAAGGUUCUGAACGACGUACUACAUUUGUUGGAACUGCUCUUUAUGUCAGCCCCGAAAUGCUGUCGGAUGGAGAUGUUGGACCUCAAACCGACAUCUGGGGACUAGGUUGUAUCAUCUAUCAGUGCCUGUCAGGACAGCCACCGUUCCGUGCAGUAAACCAAUACCACCUCAUGAAAAAAAUCAAAAAUGCCGAAUUGAUGUUCCCUGAAGGUUUUCCAAAAGAUUUGCAAAAGCUGGUUGCUAGCAUUUUGUUAGUUGACCCUAAUAAUCGCAUCACUCGUGAAAAACUGAUGGAUCAUCAAUUCUUCCAUGAUGUCGAUUGGGAAAACCUUCUCACGGCAACGCCACCUGUACUUCAUGCUUACUGUCCUGCCACGUUUGGAGAUCAAGAAUAUUACUCCACUGUCGAUGGAAUCGAACCAGUUUUUGAUGAUCGUGUCGCGCCGCGUAAUUUGAAUUUCGAAAAUCAGAGUACUUCGCAACCUUCAACGUUAGUUCCACAUUCUUUUUCAGAAAAAAAUUUAAAUUUCAGACCAUCUAACGCCGAAGCGAAAAAUCCAUUAGUCCCAGAAACAUCUGGAAAACAGAAUUUGAAAGCCGACGCACGAGCCGAAUUAGCAGAGAAAAGGAAGCUUCAUAAUGAAAACGAGUGGCGUGUUUACACUCCUCAGAAUCUGAUUUUGAAAUACGGAUAUUUGAACAAAAAGCGUGGAUUAUUCGCUAGGCGACGCAUGUUUCUACUGACUGAAGGACCUCAUCUUCUCUACAUUGAUGAGGGAAUCAAAACUAUUAAAGGAGAAAUCCCAUGGACACCAUGCAUGCAGGUCGAGUACAAGAACCCGGGAACUUUUUUCAUUCAUACGCCGAAUCGCGUCUAUUACUUGUUUGACCCAGAGAAAACUGCGGCCGAAUGGUGCAAGGCAAUUGAAGCUGUUCGUAAGCAGUAUGCCACAGUCAUUGAAGAUAUUUUCACUGUAGCCAUGCGAGACGGAACUUUUGGUGACAUCUACGGAAAGAAGAAAACUAGAAAGCUGAUCAUUUUACAGGAGAUGGUACGAGAACAAAAAGCUCUGGUACGAAAGCAAGAACAAAAGGAGAAAGAAGCACUGAAAGCAGAGAAGAAAGCUGCAAAAAAGAAAACGAAACAAACGGAAAAGUAG
Messenger RNA from Caenorhabditis briggsae, 1935 nucleotides. RefSeq names its product Protein CBR-PDK-1 (gene Cbr-pdk-1). Gene Ontology annotation, molecular function: ATP binding; protein serine/threonine kinase activity. The record is from RefSeq and is a predicted model, not a curated record. Gene Ontology annotation, biological process: peptidyl-serine phosphorylation; intracellular signal transduction. NCBI's taxonomy places the organism in Eukaryota, Metazoa, Nematoda, Chromadorea, Rhabditida, Rhabditidae. The transcript has 10 exons. Bases 1 to 1935 code for a protein of 644 amino acids.